AUUGAUAAUGUAUUUAGUGCGAAUAUUUUAGUAUUAUCACACGUUUUAUCACCUAGUCAUACAAUAUGGCAUAUACCAAUUGUACAAGAAUUAGUUAAAAAUGGUCAUAAUGUUACAUUGGUUACACCUGAAUUUCAAAAAAAUGCUAAUAAUUAUACUUUAAUACAUCUUAAAGGAGGUUACGAAAAAUUAAAUUUUGCUUCUUGGAAUUUAGAUGAUUUUCAAGAUUUCAAGGCGUUUGAUACAUUAUUAUUAGAUUAUUUCCCUAUAAGCUGUCAAUUGACAUUAGAAUCAAAUGGAUUUGAACAAAUCUUGAAUUAUCCAAAAAAUUCAUUUGAUUUAAUUUUACUUGAUGUUACAAUGUCAGCCGAAUGUUUUUAUCCAUUAAUAAAAAAGCUUGGAACACCACCAAUUAUUGGAACUAGUCCAUUAGGUUUAGUACCAUGGAGUGGGAGUUUUACUGGAGAUUGGAUUUAUCCAGCGAUUUUUCCAUUUUAUACAUUACCAUUUACUGAUAAAAUGACUUUUUGGCAAAGAUUUAUAAAUUUUUAUGUUCAUAUAUAUCUGAUAUUGCAUCGUAAUUACGUAGCAACCCCAAGUGUUAUGGAUGUCAUGAAACCAGUUUAUGGUCCUGAUGCGGAUUAUUCCUUAGAUUUAGAAAAGCGGAUUAGCCUUUUCUUAUUAAAUUUAGAUCCCGUUCUUGGAUUUCCUAGACCUAUAACACCAAAUGUUAUACCAGUUGGAGGUUUACAUGCAAGAUUAAGGGGAAAUUUACCAAAAGAUGUAGAAAAAUUUUUGGAUGAUGCCAAAGAAGGUGCUAUAUUAUUUUCUCUAGGUUCCAAUAUUCGAUCAGAUGUUCUUGUUAAAUCGAAAAGAGAAGCUUUAUUAAAUGCAUUCGCUCAAUUACCAUAUAAAAUACUGUGGAAAUUUGAAUCCGAUGAUUUACCGGGGAAACCUGAUAAUGUGAUGAUCCAUAAAUGGUUACCACAACCAAACGUUUUAAAUCAUCCAAAUGUAAAGUUAUUCAUAACGCAUUGUGGAGAAUUAAGUACCCAAGAAACAAUUUAUUUUCAUAAACCCACAGUUGGAAUACCAGUAUUUAUGGAUCAAAAGUACAAUGCCCAAAGAAUGCAACAAAAAGAAAUAGGUGUUGCCUUAAACUUUGCAACUCUCAACACAAAAGAUAUUGUUAAAGCUGUCCGUGAAGUUAUUGAAAAUCCAAAAUACACCAAAAAUAUUGAAAGAAUAUCUUCAGCAUUUCGUGAUCAACCUCAAACACCACUAGAACGUGCAAUAUUUUGGAUUGAAUAUGUACUUCGCCAUAAAGGAGCUAAAGAAUUAGAACCAGCAUCUUUACACAUGCCUUUCUAUCAGACAUAUUGUUUAGAUAUCGUUGCCAUAACUUUAUUAUUCAGUAUUUUAAUUCUUUAUAUUUUAAAAAUUGUUGUAAAUAUUUUAGUAUUAUCACCAAUUCCAUCUCAUAGUCACUCGUUAUGGCAUCGUGUACUUGUUCAAGAAUUGGUCAAAAAUGGUCACAAUGUUACAUUUGUUUCACCUGAUUUUGAAAAAAAUCCUAAUAAUUAUACUUUUAUACAUCUUGAAGGUAAGUAUUAA
Chrysoperla carnea is the source of this 1614-nucleotide messenger RNA. RefSeq names its product UDP-glycosyltransferase UGT5-like. The record is from RefSeq and is a predicted model, not a curated record. Gene Ontology annotation, molecular function: UDP-glycosyltransferase activity. The annotation marks the transcript as partial. The transcript has 6 exons. NCBI's taxonomy places the organism in Eukaryota, Metazoa, Arthropoda, Insecta, Neuroptera, Chrysopidae.